This is a messenger RNA of Python bivittatus (Burmese python), 7909 nucleotides long. NCBI's taxonomy places the organism in Eukaryota, Metazoa, Chordata, Lepidosauria, Squamata, Pythonidae. The record is from RefSeq and is a predicted model, not a curated record.
GCGAUGGAUCAACCUCUGAACCCUUACAAAGGCUUUGAAGCUCAGGAUGGCUACUUUUCCCACCGGCCAAAGGAGAAGACACGAACCGAUAGCAACAAUGAGAACUCUGUCCCCAAGGACUUUGAAAAUAUUGACAAUAGCAACUUUGCUCCCCGGACACAGAAGCAGAAGCAUCAUCCAGAACUGGUGAAAAAGCCCAUCAAUGCACAGAAGGAACGCUUACGGAGAAAACUAGAACAGGAGGAGAAAGCAAAAGAGAACUCCCUGCUUGGAAAGAACUCCAAUGACCCCCUGCCAUUGGACAAUUCUGCCCCCAAGCCCGGCAACCAUUUGAAGGACAUACAGAAGUCCUCCCGACAGUCUCGUAUGAAACGGGGUGGGAAUGGUUCUCCUGAGCUCGGAUAUGAUCAGCUGCCAAAAUGUGACAUCUCGGGCAAAGAGGCCCUCUCAGCCCUAUCCAGGGCCAAGUCAAAGCAGUGUCGGCAAGAAAUUGCCGAGAUGUACUGUCAGCACAAGCAAGGGAAGCUGAUGCCUGAGCAAGUGACUCGUUUCUGCCCACUGGAAGGAAAAGCCAAUAAUAAUCUCCAGUGGGACGAGGACUCCAUAGAAUAUAUGCCAGCUGACCCAGUCAGGAUUGCUUUUGUCCUGGUUGUCCAUGGCAGAGCUUCUCGACAGCUGAUGCGCAUGUUUAAGGCUAUAUAUCAUCAGGAUCAUUUUUAUUACAUCCAUGUUGACAAGCGCUCCAAUUAUUUACACCGGCAAGUGCUCCAGUUUGCAAGCCAAUAUCCAAAUGUGAGAGUCACCUCUUGGCGCAUGGCAACCAUCUGGGGAGGAGCUAGUCUGCUGUCCACCUACCUGCAGAGUAUGCAAGACCUCUUGGAGAUGAAGGACUGGCAGUGGGACUUCUUCAUUAACCUCAGUGCUGCAGACUACCCUAUCAGGACAAAUGACCAGCUUGUCGCAUUCCUGUCAAGGUACCGCAACAUGAACUUCUUGAAGUCGCAUGGAAGAGACAACGCAAGAUUUAUUAGGAAACAAGGCCUUGAUAGGCUGUUUCUGGAAUGUGAUACCCACAUGUGGCGACUUGGGGAUCGGAAAAUUCCAGAAGGAAUCACUGUAGAUGGUGGUUCAGACUGGUUUCUGCUAAACAGGAAGUUUGUGGAAUACAUCAUAUUUUCAACUGAUGACUUGGUGACAAAGAUGAAAAGGUUCUAUUCCUUUACUCUGCUUCCUGCUGAGUCUUUCUUCCACACUGUCUUGGAAAACAGUCCUCAUUGUGAGUCCAUGGUAGACAAUAACCUGCGUAUCACGAACUGGAACCGAAAGCUGGGGUGCAAAUGUCAGUACAAGAAUAUUGUGGAUUGGUGUGGUUGUUCUCCCAAUGACUUCAAGCCAUCUGAUUUUCACCGGUUCCAGCAAACGGCAAGACCAACCUUCUUUGCACGCAAGUUUGAGGCAGUUGUGAACCAAGAAGUCAUUGCUCAGUUGGAUUAUUACCUCUAUGGUAACUAUCCAUCGGGUACUCCGGGCCUUCGAUCAUACUGGGAGAAUGUGUACGAUGAACCAGAUGGGAUCCACAGCAUUAGUGAUGUUGCACUGACCCUGUACCACUCGUUUUCCCGUUUGGGCUUGAAGAAAGCAGAAACGUCCUUCCACAUGGACGGUGACAACAGUUGCCGAUACUACCCAAUGGGCCAUCCAGUUUCGGUCCACCUCUACUUUCUCGCUGAUCAUUUUCAGGGCUUCCUCAUCAGACACCACACUUCCAAUUUGGCUGCCAGUAAGCUGGAGACCUUAGAAACGUGGAUUAUGCCCAAGAAGGUGUUCAAGAUUGCGAGCCCCCCGAGUGAUUUCGGAAGGCUGCAGUUCUUGGAGGUUGGAACAGACUGGGAUGCUAAAGAGAGGAUAUUCCGGAAUUUUGGAAGCCUUAUUGCUCCAACGGAUGAGCCUGUGGGGAUGCAGAAGUGGGCUAAGGGUCCCAAUGUCACCGUGACAGUCAUCUGGGUGGACCCCAUCAACGUCAUUGCCGCCACCUACGAUAUCCUGAUCGAAUCCAGUGCUGAGUUCACACAUUACAAGCCGCCUCUGAAUUUACCCCUCCGGCCAGGAGUUUGGACAGUUAAAAUCCUGCAUCACUGGGUCCCUGUGGCUGAAACCAAAUUCCUGGUCUCUCCUCUGACAUUUUUGAACAAGCAAGCCAUCAGACAAGAAGAUGCCUCAAAGCUGCACGGUGGACCUCCGAAGAACGCCUACAUGGAGCAGAGCUUCCAAGGGCUGAACCCAGUGCUGAACAUCCCAGUCAGCACUGGGCAAGUGGAGCAGGUGAAGAAGAAUGCCGCGUUGACGGGGACCAAGCUGGAGAGCUGGGUAGACAGCUUGGUGGGAAGCGUGUGGUCAGCAGUCGAUAUCUGUAGUAUAGGCCCGACCUCCUGUCCAGUCAUGCAGACCUGCAGCCAGACAUCUUGGAGUUCCCUCAGUCCUGACCCAAAGUCCGAGUUGGGCCCUGUGAAACCAGAUGGACGUUUGAGGUAGCACCUGGUACACCUUUUGCUGGCUUUAAAAGGGAACCUGAGCUUUCUGCUCUCAUGAUAUUUUUUGAUGGGGUUGGUACAGGUCGCAGGUGAGCUGCUGGGGGGUCUUUAAGAAAGCCUACAAAUCGAUGUUCAAGAAGGGACUGAAAAUCCCAGCUUCUUUCACUGAACGGUUUUCCCAUUUCAAGGGUUUUGGAGGUUGGGAGGAGGCAGGAAAGGAGAAACCCAUUGUAUGAAACAUCUGAAGUUUCUGAACAGGGGGCAGCAUAUUUUCAACUCUUAGCUAAUUUAUUUCUCCCUCACACACCCAACACAUUAUAUGCCAUGUUAUUCACUGUUUCCUGAAAGUCUUAGCAAUGCAGCUCAGUCACAAAUGCUAAAAUUGCCUUUUUUUCCCAGUUGUCUUCAUUUUUCCAAACAUCCCCUUUGAUGUCUCGCAAAAACGUUGACGUCAUUACUCCACCUAGCUAAGCCUUCAAAGUUAUUAUAUUGAAUCAACAGAUGGUAUAAUAUGGAGUGCCAUUUAACCCUCUCAUGCUAACAAAGAUUCGGUGUUUGGUCUUCCAGAUGAGCUAACAAUGGCACAAGACUUCUCCCCUCUCGACUACCGUCCAAAAUGGCUGCCUUCCGAAACAGGCAUAGCUAGGGAGUUAGCUGAAGGACGAAAGUCACUUAGGCAUGUAAAAACCCCUAUGUUGAAUCUUCCACGUCCUCAGAUCAGACUGGAAAAUAGUUUUCCAGAAAUCCAGAGAAAUUCUUUCUAGAGUGUGUCAACAAUGCAACACUAGACUACCUAAAUCUCAGCAUUGCCUCCUUUUGGCAGGGGGCUCAGAAAUUAAGAGAUAACUAUGCCUCCCAGUUCUAAUAGUCAUUAGUGAUGGGUAAUGCUCAAGAGCUGUGUUCAGACAACAUCCUUGACCAGGUCAGAUCGAGUGAUUCAAUUCAUAACAUGCUAAGCUUGUUAGUUUUCAACUUGGCUAAUUUGUUUCUGGUUUAAUUGUGGUGGCACCCAACCUGUCUGGUUAGCUUCUGAUUCCAUCUUUGGGGAACAGCUAGAAAUGGGUUAAUUCAAAAGUCGGAUUAAUUGUGUUGCACAGACACAGCCAAACCAAAGCUGGAUGGGACGGCCCCAGCCAACUCAAGCUGUUUCUUAUUUCUGCAAUGCACAGCCAGCAGGAAGAAUAUGUCAUAUGCUCAAUAGAGUGGCAGGAUGCAGAGAAAUAUUCCUUUGACCACCACCACCCUCCUCCCAACACUUGGUUCAGUGCCCCAGAAAGAGAGGAGAAAGCGCUUCUUAAAAAGUUCAGACAGGGGAAGUGAUAGCUGGAAAAAAAUUAGCUGUCUUCUGCUCUUACAUAGCAUUCCGUUUACUGGAAAAAGGUGGAAAAAGGCUGGCUUGGUUUCAAGAAGACUUCUCCUAGACAAGUCCAAGAAGCCUCAACGUUAAAUCCAGUUUUGUAUUUAUUCUUUAACUUUUUGCAGACUCUGAGUCCUGUUUUAGGUUUGGGGGCUGUGGGAUUUUAGUCUUAAGGGUGCGAAAAGCAAAAUUCUAUUCAUAAUUAAAUGGCAUUGUCCUAACUGAUGUUCAGUGAAUUACUUUAGCCUAGGUUGCACCCAGACAAAGAGAGACAGAUGUUUCUGUGCAUAGACACACACUUUUGUUUGGAUCUUUAAUUCAUACCCACUGGAUUCUGAUGGAGCUCCAGCUCUGGGGUUAAGUCUGUUAUUUUAACAAAAGCUGGUUUUCUCCUUUUUUGCCCCUUCCUCCACUUUUGGACCCAGCUCACAUUUAAAGACCAUGAAAAGAGCAGAAGGGCUGCGAAGAUAACCAGGGGACAAGAGAAAAAAAAUCUGGCUUCCCUUUUAAAGUGAGCCCUGUGGUGUCAAACCUGGAAUCUGGAUGGCUUGCUCAUGAAUUUCCCACCGUCCUCUUUGGUUUAAAGCUCUUACAGUUUGCUUUGGACUUGUGAAAUUACAGUGUUAGCUGUGCUGGCGUAAAGGCAGAGCAUUAAAUAUUUAGCUGGCACAAAGGAAAAGCUGCCUUGGAGAAGGUGAUGUUAGGUAUUUAUUUGUGUUUUAGUCAAUGACUAACUCUUAGGGCGCUCCUUGCGCAGCUUGGAGAUGAUCAUAUCUUGCUAACUGAAGCUGCCUUUGUUGAGGAAAGGCCUUUAAAACAAAAGAAAAUGGUCUCGGUUUCCUUCCUUCCCUUUCCACUUCCUCAGGUUUUGCUUUCUUCUGCCCCCAAUAUUUACAAGAGUAACUAAAUCUGAGGCUCCCAAAUGUAGGAACUGCAUCUUCUCCAGUCUGAACAGUCAGAGAUUUUAGGAGUUCUGCUCCAGCCUCCAGGGGAGUCCCAAGACCAGGAGUUAUUUUACUCAAGGGUUCAAGUUGCUCAAAGUGAGAAGAAAACUCUUUCAUCAGAAACCAUCCAACCAAAUGUAUCCACUGCUGGGCUUCAUAUGGGUGUCUCCAUCUGUCCAUUCAGCCAUCCACGUCUGUCACAAGACAACACGUGUUCUAGAAGACAUCUAUCUUAUUUCUUCCAUAGAUAGCUUUUCUCUGCCUCAGAUAAACAUCUAGGUCUCUCCUGAAGAUCAGAUGAUGGCAAGUAGAUGAUCUUUAUUUUUGGCCCAGCAGGCCCAUCGUUCUCAUUCUAAAGGACAGAUAAGUGUCACCCCAACAUUCCAUUAUGCUGUUUUUUAUAUGCACAUCUGUUGCAAGGAAUAUUUGCUGAAGGAAGCAAAACACAAUUCGGUAUAAAAGCAAGAUUUUGACUGCUUUGUGAUAUGGAAAUGGACAGAUGGAUAUGUCAGGAGAGUAAGUUGAAUGCAGUGGGAAUGGGCUAUUUAAGAUGUGUGUGUGGGGUAAAACACGAAUGAAUGGGUGGUGAAUGAACAUAAAUUGAAUACAAGUGAAUGAGUGACCAAUGUGAUCAGCGUUGGUCAUCUAGAAAGAAUGAAUAACGACUGAGUUGCUAGAACAAAUACAUAAGGAAGACUGGAUGGAUCCAGAAGACGGGGAAGGCUGCAAAAGUCAUGACCGGAUGGAGCUAUUGAGAUCCAUAAAAGAAAGAAAAGAGGCAUGAGAAGGUUAAAGAACAAAAAGUGAUGUAUGAAGUAGUAUAUGGAUAUAAUAAAAGCGAGGGUGGUUUACAAGGGUAGAAAGGUAUGUAUACAGGAUGGUGUUAGUAUAAACUACUUUUAGUGAUUUGAAUGCUGAUGAAGGCAAACGUCACUUCCUUGCUGUCCGUCCAUCACGACCUGGGGCUGGGAUAUCAUAAUUCUGUCAAAGCCUUUGAGUUGGAAAGAGACUAUAGGACUCAUUUAGUCUUAGUCCAGACUUCCACAAUCUUGAAUAUCCUCCAGAUGGAUGGAUUUCAGUUUCCAGAACAACGCUGGCUGGCUGGAGAAUUCUGAGAGUUGAAGUCCACCUAUCUGGAGGGCGCAGAGGUUGGGGAAGGCUAUUGGAACUCUUUUCAGCAGAAUGAUCUGCUUCACAUGUCAGCAAAGAAGAGAUUCACUGCAUGUCACUACCAUCUAGAAUUUGCUGCCUACACAAGGUUCCUCAUGAGAUUAUGAGCCAGAAAGGUUGCAUGGAUCUUACAUUCCUUUCCAGAGCUGAAAUCUAAGAAAUUCUAUUGUACAAUAUGGGUCUACUCUACUCCAGUCAGUGCCUUCCAGAUAUGCCUUCCCAGCCAGCUGGGGGUCACAGACCUACACAUCCAGAGGCCACACCAAGUGGUCAAGAAUGCUUGCCCUCUGCACGUCUCACACAAGCUUUUAAAAGAGGGAUCUGGCCUCCAGAUAGUUGGCUUAUAGUUCCCAUGAGCUCCAGCAUGGCCAGUGGCCAGGGAUGAUGGGAGUGGUCAUCUAUCCACACCUAAUGGGCCAAAGGUUGUCCCCACUGACCUUUAGGAAGUCUGCUUACCUAUCUUCCAGGUUCUUGGAAUUGAGUGUGCAAACAAGGUAACCCUAGAUGGUUUGUGAAGGCCCUGUCAAGCAGCAAGGAGUCUCACUGGCAGAUACUAGUUGUCCCUUAAGGCUGCCUUGGUCAAACAAGGCUGACUUGAUUUCUACCCAUCUAAACAUGAGUCAGAAACUCCUUUGUUGUCACUUCAUGCUGUUUCCAAUUUAUAGGGGAGCCAAAGGGUUGAGAUUUCGCCAAGUGGGAUAUAUCAGAUGGCAGCAGGAUACACUGAAAUAGGAAAGAAUGUUUUCAUCCUUUGCUCUCCCUGGAUUUGGAAGCAUUUUUUACAAAAUCCAGCCAUUGGAAGCCAUUGGGUAGCUAAAGUUCUUGACCAAAGUAGAUACUGUAAAUGGGAUGGGGGUGGGGGGGAAGUACUUUUCUCCAAAUGGUUUGGAUACUAGUUGGAGGAAUUACUUCCUUGGAUACUGGUUGGAGGGAUUACUAGUUGGAGGGAUUACUUCCCACUCCAAAUGAUUUGGAUGCUAGUUUCCAUUAUGGUCAUACAACUCUACAAAGGAAGGCACGCUACCCAUUUCCCAUGCUGACAAACUCCCGUUUCAGUCUGUCCUGUCUGUUUUUAUUGUUUCUGCCUUUGUUUUCUUCUUUUGCUCACGGGUGCUACCAAAGGUACUACCUCACUGAUAAUUAAAAAUUACAUUCAUUUGAGGAACAGAAAACCGGAAGAGGGAGGAAAAGGGAAAAUCUCUUUGAGUUGAAUGUACAAUCUAUGCAAAUUCUCUCUCUCUCUCUCUCUCUCUCUCUCUCUCUUUUUCUCUAUUUUGGUAAUAAAUAAAUAAAAGAUGGAGAAAGAAAAAAAAAACUUCUAAGUAUUAGAUUUGUAAACCUUGCCAAAUAAACAGCAAGAUACUGUACAGGCGUCUCUGAUAGCAGAGCACUUUCAUAUCCGGCGCAGUUCGUUGUGCUGCAUUUGUAUAUUAUAAAUGGCUUGUUCUUUGAUUCCGUUUGUGAUUAAGGAAAAUAUAUAUAUAUAUAUAUAUAUAUCACCUUUGAUGGAAAAAAAAAAAUAGAGAUCCUGUCACUUGUAAAGACUAGCACCUUCAGUUUUGCUGGGAAUAUGCUGGAUGAGAAAAUCACGUGUUCCGUUGAUCCGUAAGUUGCUCUUAAGGAUAGCAGGAGAAUAUCAGUUCUUUCAAAAGCUUGAGACUUAGGCUGUUGGUUGAAAGAUUUCCCUAUGGGUAAAUCAUCUUAUCUGGACUAUUUCCAACUCAGCGUUCAUGCCAUGGCAUCCAGUGAGUUGCUCCUUUUAAAGAAGCCUUAAGGUCCUUCAUCUUUUUUUUUUUAAAUGUGGCCUUAAAAAACAACAACCGUGUUUGGAAGUUUUAGCUGUUGUAUGUUCUUUCUCUCUGGACUAUUGUCAAUGUAUUAAAAAAGAAAAAAAAAACCCUUUCAAA